This is a messenger RNA of Geodia barretti, 1152 nucleotides long. The record is from the annotation of a GenBank genome assembly. Lineage: Eukaryota; Metazoa; Porifera; Demospongiae; Tetractinellida; Geodiidae.
UCGUCUCCCAUGCGUUUUUGGGGUGGGGGGAGAGGGGGAGGGGGCGGGGGCGUGCAGGUUGUAUAAUGCUAAACGCCCAGCUUGGAAAGGCCGUCCGUAUAUACUCCUUGGAUCCCACGCUGAAUAUCGAGUGAAAAUUGAUACCGAACAAAGCCAAAGUUCAUUGUUGCCCGACUUUACAGUUUACUGUCUGAGUUACACGUACCCUACACGUCCGUCUCGUUGCUGGCUAUUGUGGAAGUCACCGCAAAACCAGUGGACUGUACAGUUUAUUACAGCCAAGGACGAUGGAUGCAACAUCGGACGUAACGCGUAUGGCACGUGCCCGAACCCCAGAGAUAAGAAUCCAGCGAGAAACAGACUCUCACAUAUCCCUUAGCCCCAGCCCUCGUGGGAGCCCGGCCAGUAGCAGAGGUGGCACACCCGAGCGCUCCUCCCCCAAACACGUGAAGGGCACGAGAGCCAAAUUCAUCCGCCAGAAUCCGAGAUUCAUAAACAGUCCCAUAUGUCAGAUGGACCCGGGCUCUGGGGGUAAGUCUGUGGCCGAAUGUCUUGACUGGAGAGAGGAAGGAAGAUCAGGCGCUACUCUUAGACAAGCAGGACAUGGGUCUCCAUCACAUGACUCCACACUACGUCAAGACUACAGACCUCCCUCUCCUGACACCAGACCUCAGCCCCUCCACAGAUUCAGUACUCAGAAACCUUCCAGCAUUCCCCUUGGUCCAGCUGGAAGAGGGAGAGAGAAGAUAUCGUUUGUACACCAGUAUGACUGCAGGGCCGAGCCCGAACAGCAACCAGAGGGGGGGAAACUACAUGGCAUCUUUGUCUGGGAACCCCUCCCUCCUUCCUCUCCCUCUUCCCCAGCCCCGCCCACUAAUCGGCAGGCCCCGCCCCCUAAUCAGCAGACUUCUCACUCCAAACUGUUUCACAGCAGCUAGUAUAAUACUAUAGUACAAUUACCAACACAGCCCCUAAUAAUCAUUAACAGUCAGUCCAUUAAUCAAUCACUGUGUGCUCUCAUCAUUAACUGCAUUUUUUGUGUGUACAUUUUGUACGACGCAUUGGGUAACUAUUUCUGAGGGGGGAACUUUAAAAUUAUGUGCAACUUUGUCCGUUAUUAAUUGACGUGCUGCUGUUUAGUUUAUCCAUGGG